Messenger RNA from Ylistrum balloti, 2112 nucleotides. RefSeq names its product crystallin J1A-like. Lineage: Eukaryota; Metazoa; Mollusca; Bivalvia; Pectinida; Pectinidae. The transcript has 7 exons. Bases 44 to 1045 code for a protein of 333 amino acids. The record is from RefSeq and is a predicted model, not a curated record.
CCGACCAAGCACCCACAAGGGAAGCGCACUGCAAAGAACAUUUAUGGAGAUAAUGACCACCAAGAUGGUAAACUUAACGCAGAGAUGUGUAGGGGCAGUCGUUGGAUCUCUGGUGGCAGACGCAUCAGCUAUGCCAGUGCACUGGAUCUAUGAUAAAGAAAAAAUGAAUAAGGUUUUAGAAGACUGUCAGCAGAAGCCAGAAUUCUUACCUGAAAGUCGCUGUCCCUUUUAUUCGCUCCCCACUGGCAGAUACAGCAGUUACGGUGACCAGACAUUUGUUUUGCUGAAAUCUAUGGUUGAGAACAAAGGAUUGAACACGGAGCACUAUAAGAAAUCCCUAUAUGAAUGUUUUGGCCCUAAAUCAGCUUAUGAAAUUGACCUGGGUCAUCCUAGAACCAAGGAUGAUUUGCCUAUCCCAGGACCCUGGAGACCAGCGUCACUUACUGAUUUUAUAAAGAAUUAUGACCAAGGAUUAGCUAAGACUGGAAAAGACCCAGACUCACAGGCAGAUGGGUUUUCCAAGGUUGCACCAUUAGUAGCACUAUAUGCUGGGGAUACUGGCAAGCUCUUGAAAGAAGUGGAAAAAGCCAUUCGUGUCACCCAAGAGGAUAGCAUUGCUGUUGAAUGUGGGAUGGCAGCUGCAAGUAUAUUGGAAAAGUGUGUGCUUGGCAAAUCUAUAGAGGUUGCUAUCCAUGAGACACUGGAGUCCAGCAGUGAGAAUGUGAAAGGUUACAUACAGAAAGCUAUUGAUGGUAAAGCUACACCCCACACAGACUUUGUACAUACAGUUGGAAGCAGUUGCAGGGUCCCUGGUAACUUUACUAACUCUGUUCACUGUCUGCUCAACUCCAACGGAGAAUUCCGGGACACGGUAGUGAUGACAAUUGCUGCUGGUGGCUGUAACUGUAGCAGAGGUGGCUUUGUUGGGGCAACUCUUGGAGCAGUGUUGGGAAUGACUGGUAUACCAGAGGCCUGGGUCAGUAAAACAUUAAAUGGAGGUGACCUUGUCAAUUUGGCAAACCAACUUGUUUUGUCAAGAGAGUGAUUCUAGAAAGAUUCUAUACCAAGAAAUGAAUAGAAUUUUAUAGGUUGUUUCUGGGUUCAGAUAUUCUGUUUAGUUAUAUUAGCAUACUGUUUGAUCCAUACCUUUAACAAACAACAUCUUCUUUAUUACAAUUUUAUGAGGGUUGGAUCUGGAAGGACUAAAGUGAUCAUCAAUACAAUCAUAUAGGUAUAUGUAUGAAGCCAAAGAAUUUUUGUGUUGAGUCAGUGUAUGUUGAUGUAUGAAAAGAUUAGUAAUUCUAUUGCAUUGUAAGUUAUAAGUAGGUAUAUGUAAAUGCUGGCCAAGUCCUGAGGCUGUCCGCAACACUUUGUAGAUUUUUUUCUGGAAAAGUCACUAAGAUGCUAUGUCUCCUUUCCACUUGUUAUAAAUACGGUAUGUAUGUACCCAUAAUUGGUAAAAAAAUACAUUGAUGUUCAGUGUACUCAAGCAUUUAAAAGAAGUUUGAUUAAUUUGUUAUGUGUCAGCAUAUGUUCCUCAAAUUGAUAACGUGUUACAGGGCCCUUAGAUAUAGGUUGAGUGACUGUGGGAUAAGUACAGUAUUUUGUUUACAUGCUAUUGCUAUAUAUACACAAUAAUUUCUUAUUUAUUUAUUUAUAUAUUUAUAUAUAAUGUGUUCGGUUAGAUAAGCAUAUCACCAAAUCAAUGUAAAGAGAGCAAAACUACGCCAAUCUGUCCAUUUAACAUGGUGUAUUGUCUUGUUGUCUGGCAGGACGCCAUUAGAAUGCGGUGCCAAACAUUGUCUAUAAAUUACCUAGAAUCUUCACACAAUAGCAUUUUCAGUGAUGGAAGUCUAAUUUACAAAUGUUACAUAAUAAUUAGAAAGUUGUGUUUUGCAUAGUUUUACUGAACAUCAAAUCUGUAAUUUGAGGAAUGUUUGUUUCAGAUUAUUUUUACAAAAAAAAAAAAAAAAAAAAAAUGAAAUGCAUUGUCUAUUCUUUUUCUUCAUCUUUAAAUUUUACAAAAUUUUUCUUCUUGCUUUAUCAAAUGUCAUCUAAUUUUUUCAAAAUUUUUAUAGAAGAUAUAGAAGUGACAAUAAGAACGAAUUUAUA